AUGGAAAAACGUCACACAUACUCGAUCAAGUUAAUAGACAACGUCGUUAGUGGUAGUACCGCUGGUUUACUGUCUUCGAUUAUCGUACGACCGUUCGAUUAUGCUCGCAUGCGUUUCGCUGACGAUGUUCGCAGAGGCAAAAUCAAACGUGAACGUAAAUUCAAUAUUACCAUCGAUUUUUACAAGAAAACAUGGGUUACUGAUGGCGUAGCUGGCAUUUAUCGUGGCUCUGCUAUUGUGUGCAUUCAUUCUAUUAUCUAUAGUGGAUGUUAUUUCGGUUUCUACAAUACAUUAGCACCACUCUUACUCGGGCAUAAUUCAAAGUUCUUGUCUUCAUUUAUACUUGCUUAUGGUGUAACCAUAACGGCGGGUCUUAUUUCUUAUCCAGUCGAUACCAUUCGGCGACGAAUGAUGAUGAUGCCACUUACAGGAACGAAAUCUAAAGGUUACAUGGAUUGUAUCUCUCAAAUACAGAGACAUGAAGGUGUAAUGACUCUCUUUCGUGGAGCUGGUGUACAAAUUUUGCGGAGUUUAACCGCUGCUGGUACUCUAGCCGGUUUUCACAAGCUCUCACAAAUAUACAUUGAUGUACAUUUGAUACCAAAGGAUGCAUGUGCCGACAAACACGGUAUCGUCACAGGAUAA
Molecule: messenger RNA, 645 nt
Organism: Rotaria sp. Silwood1
Lineage: Eukaryota; Metazoa; Rotifera; Eurotatoria; Philodinida; Philodinidae
Source: the annotation of a GenBank genome assembly